Molecule: messenger RNA, 2092 nt
Organism: Ostrinia furnacalis (Asian corn borer)
Lineage: Eukaryota; Metazoa; Arthropoda; Insecta; Lepidoptera; Crambidae
Gene: ldbr
Product: lariat debranching enzyme
Exons: 5
Coding region: 162-1688 (508 amino acids)
Biological process (GO): mRNA splicing, via spliceosome
Cellular component (GO): nucleus
Molecular function (GO): RNA lariat debranching enzyme activity
Source: RefSeq, a predicted model, not a curated record
CUGCGCAAUAUUAUCUGUUCUUGUCAGUGUGACGGUGACAGCGGAACGUGACAGACGUACGACAUUGGACGGUGUUGUGUUGUUUUGUUGAUUUCCAGUUUGUGCUUGUGAUUCUUGAAUUAGAAUUGACUGUUUUAGUGUUUGAGUAUCAAUUUAUUAAAAUGAAGAUUGCCGUAGAAGGUUGUGCUCAUGGUGAACUUGAAAAAAUUUACGAUUGUAUUGAAACAUUACAAGCGCGAGAGCAAAUCAAAAUAGAUUUGUUGAUAUGUUGUGGUGACUUCCAAUCAGUACGAAAUAGUGAAGAUUUACGGUCGAUGGCAGUGCCAGACAAGUAUCAACACAUGUGCAGCUUCUACAAGUACUAUAGUGGUGAGAGACGUGCGCCAAUACUUACCAUAUUUAUCGGCGGAAACCAUGAAGCUUCAAACUAUCUUCAGGAGCUCCCUUAUGGAGGCUGGGUGGCGCCAAACAUCUUUUACAUGGGCCGUGCGAGUGUCAUCAAAUUCGGGAAUUUGAGGAUAGGAGGUAUGUCCGGUAUUUAUAAGGGGCAUGAUUACUUACAAGGACUGUGGGAAUGUCCCCCAUACACUCAGAACUCCUUACGGUCAGUCUACCAUGUGCGCUCGCUGGAUGUCUUCCGGCUCAGUCAACUGGGGGAAAAAGUCCAUGUCAUGCUCUCUCACGAUUGGCCACGUGGCAUCACUGAAUAUGGAGAUAAGGAGUUUUUAUUGAGAAGAAAACCUUUUUUUAGGGAAGAUAUUGAAUCUAACCAAUUGGGAAGCGUUCCAGCUGAAAAACUAUUGCACUCUAUGAAACCAGACUACUGGUUUGCUGCUCAUUUACAUUGUCAAUUUGCUGCAUUAGUCAAACAUGAUGAUGACCACGAAACAAAGUUUUUGGCCUUAGACAAGUGUCUUCCAAAGCGUAGACAUCUGCAAAUUCUGAAUAUACCGACCGAGUUUGAUGGUGACAAAACAUUGAAGUAUGAUGAAGAAUGGCUGGCUGUUCUUCAAAGUACCAAUCACCUAUUAAGUGUGAAGAACAUUGAUGUUCAUAUGCCUGGUCCUGGUGGAAAUGAAAGGUAUGAAUUUACUCCAACAGAAGCUGAGAAAGAAGCAGUUCUAAAACUAUUGCAAGAUACAAGAAUAAGUGAAGAUAACUUUGUACGGACAGCGCCCAUAUACAAUCCUAGUGCUCCCAAAACUGUGCCUUCGAAUCCAAUAUCAAACCCACAAACAGUUAAUUUGUGUGAAAAGCUUGGCAUUGAUGACCCUGUGCAAGUUAUUAUGGCUCGAUCUGGAAGGACUAUGACUCAACCGAAUGUAGAGUUGACGAAAUCUCCAUAUAUCCAAUUUAAAUCGCCUGAAGUUGAUACAUCUGUAGUGAGAACACCAAUGAAGUCUAAACUUUCACUUCCUGCUCCUGUAACUCCAAAUGAUAAUGACAGUGAAGAUACAAAUAGAAACUCGUCUCUAUCGACAGAAAUAUCAUUUUUGUCCGAUAGCACAUGUGCCUCUCCCGUUGAUUGUGCUACGCCGAUGUCAGCAGGUGCUAAGAAGACAUUUAAACGCAGAAAUUUAUCUAUUUACAAUACACCAGAUGAUGAUGGUGUCAGUACGUCUAGCUCAAUGCUAGAAUCGGAAAGUCCCCGAUCAAGUAAACUGCCAUGUAGAGGUUCUGUUUUGUGAUUAAUGUACUCUCUUAAAUUAUGUAAGUUAAUUAUAAAAAAAUAUGACAGAAAUUGUACAAAUGUUUUACAACUUGUAUGUCUGUAGGAGAAUUUUAGCAUAUUACAAUUUUAUUCACAAAUCAAUUUUAUUAAGGAUAUUCAAGGUAGACCCAUUAAAGCUAUUAUAUAUUUGUAUGUAAAUAAGAAUUGUCAUGUGAUGUGAAUGUUGAUUAGAUUAAGAAUAUUGUUAAUUUUACAUUAUUCAUUAGAAUGAGCUAAAAUAACAUUUUAAACUAAUUACAAUUGAAUUUUAAAUUGUCAUAAUAAUACAAAGUUAUAAAUUUGCACUUUGUUUUUAAGUUCUGUUGCAACAAAACAUGUUGUGAUCUCUCUACAUAUUUGUCCUAGUAAUUUACUAGAUUU